This is a messenger RNA of Pestalotiopsis fici W106-1, 1194 nucleotides long. RefSeq lists its product as uncharacterized. The record is from RefSeq and is a predicted model, not a curated record. The coding region runs from base 1 to 1194 and encodes 397 amino acids. Lineage: Eukaryota; Fungi; Ascomycota; Sordariomycetes; Amphisphaeriales; Sporocadaceae. The transcript is spliced from 2 exons. Gene Ontology annotation, molecular function: glycosyltransferase activity.
AUGGCUGGCCUGAGCAUUCCGGUCCAGUACCAGGACCAACUAGAACUCGUGACUGUCAGAGACCAGAGAAGCGAUGAAGAAAUACUCCAAACCCUUACCCAGUAUGUCCCCGUGACAUCGGAAAAGAACAUUUGGGCCUUUUGGCACUCUGGAGUCACCAACAUGCCAGCGUGGUGCCAGCGCAACGUCGUCGACUGGAUACGCAUCUGCGACCCCAGCUGGACUGUCCGCAUACUGGACAAUGUGGCCGACUCGCCCAACUAUGCACUCAAGCACCUCUCGGCCGACCUCCUGCCCGAGGCCUUUGUCAACAAGGAGAUGGACGGCCCCUAUGUUGGCCCCCACAGUGCCGACUUUCUGCGCGGUGCCUGUCUGCUGCAAUACGGAGGCGUCUUUCUUGACGUGGGCUGCAUUCUACUGCGAGACAUGGACCGGAUCGUGUGGGAUACGCUCGAGGAUCCAAACUCGCCUUAUCAGAUUGCAGUGCCUCUCAUGUACGGCCAUACCAUUGCAAAUCACUUUGUUGCCGCACGAAAAGGCGACCCAUUCAUCAAGCGCUGGCACGAACUAUUCACCCACAUCUGGAAAGGUCACAAGAACCACGAGGGUCUGAUUGAGAAUCCCCUCGUGUCGUUUGGCGCUCAGCAUAGCUUUGACGAGUCUCGUGCCAGCAACUUCAACUGGGACAUGGUCGUGUCUCCCAAGACGGUCAUGGAGUACAUUACCCAAGUCGUCGCCUGGCAGCGCCUCUGCAUGCUCGAGGACGCCGGGGACGGUUUCUCUUGCACUGACUACUGGAGCACCAAUGUAUUUUGCUUUGACGUCCUCAAGGAGGAUUGGGCCGCCGAGGAUGAGAUUGGCUUUGAUGGACAGGAGCUGUAUGACCUCUUGACCCUGAAGCGAGAUCCCAAUGACACCUCGGAGCAGCAAAAGAAAGCCGAGAAGUUGGUGUGGAGGCUCCUUUGCCAGGCGUCGAUGGAGAAAAUCACGCAUGGAAAGGGUUUGGUCAGAGGCAAGUCUCUGGGAAGAUUGCUGGACGAGGAGGGAAACAUCGGCAAAGACAGAGAGCCUGGUACGUUUGCAGAGUUGCUUAGGUACGGAUCCGUCCAUUUCAGACAGAAGAGGGCCACCAUUGUGCAAAUGAAGGCUCAGAAACCGUCUCAAACACUGAAGAAGGGUGUGUUGGAGCCUUGA